Messenger RNA from Camellia sinensis, 2119 nucleotides. NCBI's taxonomy places the organism in Eukaryota, Viridiplantae, Streptophyta, Magnoliopsida, Ericales, Theaceae. The record is from RefSeq and is a predicted model, not a curated record.
AUGGAGCUUCUUCUGCUCACCCUCUUCCUUACACUGUUCUCUGCACUCUCAGUGUCUUCCACACAAACAGUAGUACAAGGAUUCCCAACCUCAACCCCCCAAACCUCCUUAUCAGUAGAAAAAGAAACAGACUUCUUAAUUUCCCCAAACAGAACAUUCUCUUCUGGGUUCUACAAAGUGGGCACAAACGCCUUCUGUUUCUCAAUCUGGUUCACCAAUUCCCUCAACAAAACCGUUGUCUGGAUGGCCAACCGAGACCGCCCCGUUAACGGAAAACAGUCCCAGUUAACCCUCCGGAAAAGAGGCAACCUGGUAUUAACUGACGCCGGUGGCUCGGUCAUGUGGGCCACCGACACAUUCUCGCGAGGACAAGUGGAAGUCCGGCUUCUUGACACCGGGAAUUUAGUACUAGUGACAAACAGUGAGAAUGUGAUCUGGCAAAGUUUUGAUUAUCCCACAGACACCCUUCUCCCGACACGAUUGCUUGUCAGGAACACGACGUUGGUGUCUAUGAGGGGACGAGGUAUGCACUUGUCCGGGUACUAUAAAUUAAAAUUUGAUGAUAAUAAUGUACUGAACCUUAUCUAUGACGGUCCUAUGAUUUCGAGUAUUUAUUGGCCUAGCACCUUGCGAGAGACAGUGUUCUAUUUUGGCAGAACACCGUGCAAUAGCUCCAGGGUGGCAUUUUUUAAUGAAAGAGGAAGGUUUAGAUCGAGUGAUCAUUUGAAGUUUAAUGCAUCAAAUUUUGGGGUUGGGCCUAAAAGGCGGUUAACGCUGGAUUAUGAUGGGAUUUUGAGGCUGUAUAGCUUGGAUGGGGCGACCGGGCUUUGGGAGGUGACGUGGCAGCCCGGUGGUGUUGAUGUUUGCAAGGUUCAAGGACUGUGUGGACCAUAUGGUUUUUGCAGGGUGGCUCAUGUAAAAGUUCCAAGAGAUAUAGUGAUCUCUCAUAAAGGGAAAGUACUAAAUACGACUAGUGAUUUGAAUUGCUCGGCUGCAGAGGUGAUGGUGUCGAGUGGUGGUGGUUCUGGCAUUAGUGGUGGUGGAGAAGACACAAAGCAAAAUGGGUUCAUGAAGUUACUAAUUUCAUUCGUGGGUUCGGUAGCAAUCAUUGAAAUGGUCUGCAUCGGCUUAGGUUGGUGGUUUGUGUUGCGAAAACAUGUCCAUGAGGAACUUGUGAAUAUGGGUUACAUUGUGCUAGCAUUGGGCUUCAAACGGUUCACAUACGCUGAGCUAAAAAGGGCAACUCUGAACUUCAAACAAGAGACAGGAAAGGGGGGUUUUGGGACAGUCUACCGGGCAAUUUUGGACAACCAGAGAGUCGAGGCGGUGAAGAGAUUGGAAGGCAUUUUGCACGGAGAUGCCGAGUUUUGGGCAGAGGUGAGCAUCAUAGGGAAGCUCAAUCACCGAAAUUUGGUGAAAAUGUGGGGCUUCUGCGCGGAAGGCGAGCACAAACUAUUGGUUUAUGAGUACAUGGAAAAUGGGUCAUUGGACAAACUCUUGUUCACAGACUCAUCAAGCAGUGCCUUAGACUGGGAACAUAGAUACAACAUUGCUCUUGGGACAGCGAAAGGCUUGUCCUACAUACACGAGGAGUGCCUCAAGUGGGUACUCCAUUGUGAUGUAAAGCCUCAAAACAUACUACUAGAUGAUAACCUCGAACCCAAGGUGACAGAUUUUGGCAUGUCAAAGCUUUAUAGAGAAAGCCUUGACAUGGGUUUUUCCAGGGUGCGCGGGACUAGAGGGUAUUUGGCUCCUGAAUGGAUGAUGAACGUAACAAUUGAUGCGAAAGCCAAUGUGUACAGCUAUGGGAUUGUCUUGUUGGAAUUGCUGACCGGAAAGAGGGCAUCUAGUCUCCAUUGGCAAGUAGGUGAAGAGAACGAGUACAAUCGGUUGGUACAAUUUGUGAGGCAAAAGAUUAAGCAAGACAUGCUUGUGGAAGUGAUUGAUCCAAGAUUGAACCAUGUUUACAGUGAUGGGAAGCUUGAAACAUUGGUGGAAGUUGCGUUGAUGUGCGUUGGGGAAGAUCGCGAUACAAGGCCUGCCAUGAGUAAGGUUGUGGAGCUUCUGAGUGGCGAUGAUGAUGAGAAGAGCAUAGAUGAUCAGGAGGGGGAUAAUUAGA